AGGGAGUAUAAUAGGUGGCAGUGUCUUCCUGAGGGAAUAUAAUAAGUGGCAGUGUCUUCCUGAGGGAAUAUAAUAGGUGGCAGUGACUUCCUGAGGGAGUAUAAUAGGUGGCAGUGACUUCCUGAGGGAGUAUAAUAGGUGGCAGUGUCUUCCUGAGGGAGGUUAAGACUAGGGACUGCCUCAGAGCGAAUAAUUAAAAUGUUUUGAUGGUAUUCCCGCAGGUGGAGUGCAAAAAGGCGCAGCCCAAGGAAGUGAUGCUGCCGACUAGUGUUGGACGCGGGAGGGGUGGCGGCCGUGGAGGCUACGAUCUAGUUUGGUCGCUGGGAGCUCUACCUGAUGGUAUACAAGCAGCAGCGUACGCAGCAUAUGCUGGGCGCGGUUAUGCCAGUUACCCGAGUUUCGGGUUUCCUUAUCCAACAGGGCUGACUGCCGCCAUACCGCUCAGAAACGAGAGUCCCAGCAAAGCCAUAACAUCAAAUUCGCUUCCCCAUAUUCGCGCUGUACCUGUUCUCACACCCGGUUUUCCGGCCGGAUGUGGCUACUUCUCUUCGGCAACCGGUGCUUCCAUCACGGGCGUGUCCCCUCAGACGCCCACGCCCGCAGACGGGUUCAAAGCCACCGCCUAUUACGAUUCGGGAGCCGUCGCUACCCCCACUCUCACCCCCACAGCACCCAUCACGCCCACACUCACGGGAGAUGUGACAGAGGACAUGUUACAUUACCAUCUGCAGGCUGAGCGGCUGGCAGCAGCUGGUACCUACUACGAUUCAGGUGCCCUGGCUGCGGUCACCAUGAGCGGAGCGGGAGGAGACCGACAACAGUCUAUCCAGGUGACUGCAGCGACUGCUCCAGGAGCUCCACACACACGUGCUGACCAUAUCAACUCCUCCCCAAUGCUCAGGACUACAGUGUUGAACAGUUUCCCACAGGGGUACGGACCUCCCACCUCCCCAGCUACUGCCACCAACAGAGGUUUUGGCCCUGCAGGAUCCCCAGGUCCUAUGGACGUUUUCUCCGCUGCGCCAGGAGAUACUGCUGUAGGAUACGUGCAGGCAGCCUCUCCUCAACCUUCAUCCUUCCCCGUCGCCGUCAACAGGGGUCCUCUCAUAGCUGCCUACGCUAACGGUUACCACUGAAGAAGAAAUCUUGGUAAGCUGUUCGUCCUCGUAUAGUUACAUUUAGAGUGUGGGAUCUGGCAGGGUGGUGAUCCCUCUCUUACUGGGGUCGUGUCUGCAGCCGCCGUCGCCACCACAACUACCACCACCAUCACCGCCACCACCACGACUACCACCACCACUACUACCACCACUACUACUACUACUACGACUACUACUAUUUCUACUGCUACUGUCAUCUUCACUUCACCACCAAGAGCACGGGGUUGCCAUGGCUGAUGCUUGGUAUUUGCACCAUCUCGCCCUGAUCACCCUCCCUCACCUUCACCUCCCUCACCUUCACCUCCCUCACCCUCACCUCCCUCACCUUCACAUCUCUCACCUUCACCUCCCUCACCUUCACCUCCCUCACCUUCACCUCCCUCACCUUCACCUUCCUCACCUUCAUCUUCCUCACUUGCUCUCACCAUCAACUGUCCAUUGUCGUACCUCUCACACUCUACCAGUGAUCAUUACCAACUGUUCCCCAGUUGCUACUGGACCACCACUUUCCUCAGUUGCUACUGGGCCACCUCUAUCCCCAGUUGACGCUACUGGGCCACUUCUUCCCCCAGAUGAAGCUACUGGACCACUACUUUUCCCAGUUGACGUUACUGGGCCACUUCUACUGGGCCACCGCUUCCCCCAUCAAGGCCACUUCAGCACCCCCUUUCCUGCCCCUUCAAUUCCCACCGCUUUCUCCUCCACCCCCGGCCCCUGGAUGACUUCAAUGUGGAGAUGCACGCCAUGCUACAUCAAGACUGAUCUUUGUAAGUAAUGGAGUGUUGGUCUCCAGUUCAUGGGCCCGACAUGCAGCCCAGGAGAAACGUUUUCCAGCAGUGGUAGCUACACUGAGCAUACGUUUGUAUAUGCAUGUGAAAAGUGACUUGAAAAUUGGUAUUUAGACAUACCUGUGGUUUAGAUAUUUUACUUUUGUGUAUAUAUAUAUAUAUACAGUAAAGGUGUUGCCUCCGUUAUCACCUUAUUCUAGUUACUUUUACGUCAAGUGACGGGUUGUCAUUUUGAAUGGGAGGCACGAGCCCACACAGACACAAGGUCGUGUUCCUCAAAACCUUGCAAAUGGAAAAUUGAUUCUUCGAGCCGUCAUUCUUACAGUUCAAAAUAGCCGAUCUCGCCACCAGUAGAUAAUCUACUCACGUUUACACCUCAGUAGAUAUAAUUCAAAGUUUCUUGUACAGGGUACAGAAGAGGUAUUAGAGACAGUAAAUUUUUGGCCAGAAUUAAAAACCACUUGGUAGCAAUUGUGGUCGGGCCAGCGAGUGUGUUUCUUGAGGUCAUCAGUAGAGGCUAUCUCUCCUCGCUUUACAGGGGGAAGACUCGCCCUUACUGCACACUUUCUGAAGGAUCAGAUUGGCUGGUUUGGUCACAUCACCACAGUAACUGGCAAGACAGGGUAAGCUUAGGAGAUUUUUUUUUUUUCAGAAUUUUUACUACGUUCAAAGUUGAAAACUUUAAAACGCUUUGAAAUUGUUUAAAUAACAAUAUAAUGCAAAUAGAGGCUUAUAUACAGAUAAUAAUUGUAAUAAUAAUAAUAAUAUCUGAGUUGUUAAAUCUUUGCCAGAGAAAACCCUUGUACUUAUAGUUUAUUCUUGUUC
Molecule: messenger RNA, 2770 nt
Organism: Cherax quadricarinatus
Lineage: Eukaryota; Metazoa; Arthropoda; Malacostraca; Decapoda; Parastacidae
Product: RNA-binding protein Musashi homolog Rbp6
Biological process (GO): regulation of translation
Cellular component (GO): cytoplasm
Molecular function (GO): mRNA binding
Source: RefSeq, a predicted model, not a curated record